AUGGAUCAAACACAAAAAGAAGCUCCAAAGAAAAAAAAAAUUUUUUAUAGCGAAAAUGAAGAGCCUUCUGAAAGCAUAAGAGAAUAUUUCCCAUUUGUAGCUUUACUGCUUUCUAUGCUAGGAUUUUACUUCAGGACUAUUAUUCUUUCGUGGAUCGGAAUAAUCUUCUUUUUAUUCAGUCUUACUCAAAUAUCUAGAGAAAACACAAGCAAAGCUCAAUUAAUUGCGAUUUUUUUGCUAUGUGCAAUUAGCUUGUGUGCUAAUUAUGCAAAUAUUUUUGUUGCUGCAGACCAUCAAUCUUUGGUUUCUUUAUAA
Messenger RNA from Blepharisma stoltei, 315 nucleotides. NCBI's taxonomy places the organism in Eukaryota, Ciliophora, Heterotrichea, Heterotrichida, Blepharismidae. The record is from the annotation of a GenBank genome assembly.